UGUCGUAGCGCCGCAAUCACUGAAGCAAAUGCCCGCGCAAAGACCGGAAAUGCGUCAAACCGGAAGAGUCUGAAUAUCGCGGGGGCUGCAGAAAGAGCGCUGAGGUUAUCUACUGAGAGAAGAGUCAUGCCAAGGACGCGAGUUACCAGACGAACCAAUAAGAGCAGAAGCCCCCCAGGUGAUGAGCCGGUUCAGUUGGAUAAUGAAGUUGUAGAGAUUCAACAGAAAGCCACAGCUCCAACCAUGGAUAAGUUCCGGGAGGAUUUUAAAUUAUUGAAAGAGGAAAACGGGCUUCUGAAAGAGGAGAACCGGCUUCUAAAAGAAGAGCGGGAUUUCCUUAGGGAGAAAGCUUGCAACCUAGUAAAGACUGGACCCUCAACAACUUCAAAAGGGUCUCACAAAAAGACGGUUAUGGAUUCUUCAGACUCUUCAACAUCUGACUCUGAGUCGGACUCCUCUUCUGAAAGAGGGAACAGGAAGAGAAAGCAGAAGAAGAAGAAGAAGAAACCCCACACAGCAUUUGGAAAAAGAGGUGACUCAUAUAAUAAAAAAAAGAAGGCUCACAACUAAAUUACAUUUGUAUGU
Molecule: messenger RNA, 585 nt
Organism: Etheostoma cragini (Arkansas darter)
Lineage: Eukaryota; Metazoa; Chordata; Actinopteri; Perciformes; Percidae
Product: corepressor interacting with RBPJ 1-like
Exons: 4
Coding region: 127-570 (147 amino acids)
Source: RefSeq, a predicted model, not a curated record